CUGCUCCUCUUCCUCCCCCUCUCCCUCCGCCCCCCAGUGAGGGCUGCAGCUCCUGGUCUCCUGAACCUUUUUCUCCAUCCUUUCUGUUCAAACCCACACAGAGUGGAGAUGACACGCACGACAGACGGACGGACGGCACGGUCAGCAGCGACGUUCGUGCGCGUCCGUGGACUUGUUGACCGGGACCAUGUCUCCCACUUCAGCUGGUCCUAACGAUCAGAUCCACUCACGAAACCGCGCGCGCGUGUGUGUGUGUUGAUGACAGUGUCUGAUUAGCGGGGGCUUCUCCUUCUUCUUCUCCUUCUUCUUCUCCUUCUUCUUCAUCUUCAUCAUCAUCAUCAUCCUCGCUCUCAGGAUUCUAACGCACCUUCAGUUUGACGGUGGCGGCCGUGUAUUUGUGAUCUGUCUUCGGCUCGUUCUGUCUGCUUCUACUCGAAGGUUCCGAGUCCCUGUUCAACAAGCUGCUCUCAUCACUGGCUCAGCAGCGGAAGCAGCAGAAGGAUGGGCGCAGUUCUCCUCCACCUCCCACAGCUCGUCUCCACCUUCAUGCCGACGCUCGGUGACAUGGAUGUGUUCGCACUGACUGACUGACUGACUGACUGACUGACUGACUUCUCCGCCCUUCGUCUGCUCCACUGCUCCACUGCUCCACUGCUCCACUGCCGCUCCUCGGGUACAACUUGUCAGGUGUCGGGAUGCCGUGCGUAAAGCGGAGCUCGCUGUGGAGGACGCUGCUGGUCGUCAGGACGCUGGUGGACGUGGCGCUGCCUCAGGAGACUUUCGCUCCACAUUCCAUACGGACCGAGGGCCAUCUGACCGUCGGGGGACUCUUCCCGGUCCACUCCAGUGCCGCGGACGGCACGACGUGCGGCGUCCUGAAGAAGGAGAACGGCAUCCAGAGGCUGGAGGCCAUGAUGUACGCGCUGGACCAGAUCAACCAGGACGAGCAGCUGCUGCCCAACAUCACCCUGGGCGCACGGCUGCUGGACACCUGCUCCAGGGACACCUACGCGCUGGAGCAGUCGCUAACGUUCGUGCAGACUCUGAUCACGAAGGACGCCACGGACGUGAGGUGCACCAACGGGGAGCCGCCGAUCUUCGUCAAGCCGGAGAAAGUGGUGGGGGUCGUCGGAGCGUCGGCCAGCUCCGUGUCCAUCAUGGUGGCCAACAUCAUGCGCCUUUUUCAGAUCCCUCAGAUCAGCUACGCGUCCACGGCACCGGAGCUGAGCGAUGACAGACGCUACGACUUCUUCUCCCGCGUGGUUCCUCCAGACUCGUUCCAGGCCCAGGCCAUGGUGGACAUCAUCAGAGCCUUGGGUUGGUCGUACGUCUCCACCGUGGCUUCAGAGGGCAGCUACGGAGAGAAAGGAAUCGAGGCUUUCACACAGCUCUGCAAGGAAGCAGGUGGGAUCUGCCUCGCCCAGUCUAUAAAAAUCCCCCACAAUCCCCGGCUGGAGGAUUAUGACAAAGCCGUCCAACAGCUGCUGGAGUCGCAGCAUUCCAGAGCCGUGGUGACCUUCGCCGGCGAGGAAGACAUACGGGGACUCCUCAACGCCACCAAGAGGGCCAAUCAGGUGGGACAUUUCCUGUGGAUUGGAUCUGACAGCUGGGGGGCCAAGAGCGGUCCAGUGGACAGGCUGGAGGACGUGGCUGUGGGGGCGGUCACCAUCCUGCCAAAACGCUCCGCCAUCAAAGGGUUUGAUGAGUACUUCACGGGCCUCACCCUGGAGAACAAUCGCAGGAACGUGUGGUUUGCUGAGUUCUGGGAGGAGAACUUUGACUGCAGGCUGCUCAGCUCCUCUAAGAGGGAGGACAGCAGCCGUAAGUGCACAGGUCAGGAGCGCAUCGGAGUCCACUCCAAGUACGAGCAGGAAGGAAAGGUCCAGUUUGUGAUCGACGCGGUGUACGCCAUGGCCCACGCGCUCCACCACAUGCACAAGGACCUCUGUCCAGACCACCUGGGCAUCUGCCCACAGAUGGAGUCUGCCGAGGGAAAAGUUCUGCUCAAGUACAUACGGAACAUCAACUUCAACGGCAGUGCUAACACCUCUGUGAUGUUCAACAAGGACGGUGACGCUCCCGGACGCUACGACCUCUUCCAGUUCCAGAUGACCAACUCCUCCACCCCGGAGUACAAGGUGGUGGGUCAGUGGGUGGAGACCCUGCAGCUCAGGAUGGAUGAGCUUCAGUGGCCAGAUGGGCAGCAGGACGCCCCCCCCUCCAUGUGCAGUCUGCCUUGUAAAACCGGAGAGAGGAAGAAGAGGGUGAAGGGGACGCCGUGCUGCUGGCACUGCGAGCUGUGUGACGGAUACCAGUACCAGUACGACGAGACUUCCUGCCGACUGUGCGCCUACAACAUGCGUCCCAGCUCCAACAGGACGUCGUGUCAGUCCAUCCCCGUGGUCAAGCUGGAGUGGCACUCCCCCUGGGCGAUCAUCCCCGUCUUCCUGGCCAUGCUGGGCAUCGUCGCCACCAUCUUCGUCAUAGCCACCUUUGUGCACCACAACGACACGCCCAUCGUGCGGGCGUCGGGACGGGAGCUGAGCUACGUGCUGCUGACGGGCAUCUUCCUGUGUUACAUCAUCACCUUCCUCAUGAUCGCCAAGCCUGACGUGGCAGUGUGCGCCUUCCGGAGGAUCUUCCUGGGCUUGGGGAUGUGCAUCAGCUACGCCGCGCUGCUCACCAAGACCAACCGCAUCUACCGCAUCUUUGAGCAAGGAAAGCAGAUGGUGACGGCGCCCCGCUUCAUCAGCCCCACCUCUCAGAUCGCCAUCACUUCCAGUCUGAUCUGUGUGCAGCUGCUGGGCGUCCUGGUGUGGUUCGCCGUGGACCCGCCCAACACCAUCGUGGACUACGACGAGCAGAAGACCGUUAACCCCGUGCUGGCCCGUGGCGUGCUGAAGUGUGACAUCACGGACCUGCAGAUCAUUUGCUCGCUGGGCUACAGCAUCCUGCUGAUGGUCACCUGCACCAUCUACGCCAUCAAGACCAGAGACGUUCCAGAAGACUUCAACGAAGCCAAGCCCAUCGGCUUCACCAUGUACACCACCUGUAUAGUCUGGCUGGCCUUCAUCCCCAUCUUCUUUGGCACCGCACAGUCGGCCGAGAAGCUGUACAUUCAGACGACCACCCUGACCAUCUCCAUGAACCUCAGUGCCUCAGUAGCCCUGGGCAUGCUCUACAUGCCCAAAGUCUACGUCAUCCUCUUCCACCCUGAGCAGAACGUGCAGAAGAGGAAGCGGAGCUUCAAGGCCGUGGUCACGGCAGCCACCAUGUCCUCGCGUCUGUCCCAGAAACCCAGUGAGAGGCCCAACGGAGAGGCCAAGACGGAGCUGUGUGAAAACCCUGCUGCUGACCCCAUGAGUCAAGCCACCAAAAAAACCUACGUGAGUUACAACAACCUCAGAGUCUGAACCUGGAGGGGGCGCCCAGUGUGUGUGUGUGUGUGUGUGUGUGUGUGUGUGUGUGCAGGCGUCCCAGCACCUGCAGUAUCUAUGCACCCCAGGACUGUGGGCCACAUCCAGCCCUCACCCAGACUUGAUACAUGAAUCCUGGCAGAAACUAGCACAGCUGAAGGCCUGGG
Cynoglossus semilaevis (tongue sole) is the source of this 3583-nucleotide messenger RNA. RefSeq names its product metabotropic glutamate receptor 7-like. The transcript is spliced from 10 exons. Lineage: Eukaryota; Metazoa; Chordata; Actinopteri; Pleuronectiformes; Cynoglossidae. Gene Ontology annotation, molecular function: G protein-coupled receptor activity. Gene Ontology annotation, cellular component: membrane. The coding region runs from base 696 to 3413 and encodes 905 amino acids. Gene Ontology annotation, biological process: G protein-coupled receptor signaling pathway. The record is from RefSeq and is a predicted model, not a curated record.